GGAGGGGCGGGGCCCAGGGGCGCGGCUGUCCGAGGAUUGCUCGGGCGCGGCGGGGGCGGGCCCGCGCAUGCACGUAAGGGCGGUGCCCGGGUCGCCGUGGGUAGUGCCAAGAUGUCGGCGGCGGCGGUUCCGGAGCUGAAGCAGAUCAGCCGGGUGGAGGCGAUGCGUCUGGGGCCGGGCUGGAGCCACUCGUGCCACGCUAUGCUGUACGCCGCAAACCCCGGGCAACUCUUCGGCCGCAUCCCCAUGCGCUUCUCGGUGCUGAUGCAGAUGCGCUUUGACGGGCUACUGGGCUUCCCCGGGGGCUUCGUGGACCGGCGCUUCUGGUCGCUGGAGGACGGACUGAAUCGGGUGCUGGGCCUGGGCCUGGGCUGCCUGCGCCUCACGGAGGCCGACUACUUGAGCUCUCACCUGACCGAGGGCCCGCACCGCGUCGUGGCGCACCUGUACGCGCGGCAGCUGACGCUGGAGCAGCUGCAUGCUGUGGAGAUCAGCGCGGUGCACUCGCGGGAUCACGGCCUGGAGGUGCUGGGGCUCGUGCGUGUCCCACUGUACACCCAGAAAGACCGAGUCGGUGGCUUUCCCAAUUUCCUGAGCAACGCUUUCAUCAGCACAGCCAAGUACCAGCUCCUCUUUGCCCUCAAGGUGCUCAACAUGAUGCCCGAGGAGAAGCUGGCUGAAGCGUUGGCUGCAGCCACGGAAAAGCAGAAGAAGGCCCUAGAGAAGCUGCUCCCAUCUUCCUCCUGAGUCUGCAAGCACCUUCAGGAAACAGUGUGGCAGCACUGGCCAAGCGUGCACAAUGACAACAGCAGAGCCACCACAGGACAGGAGGGUCACCCCUGGCGGUCUCCUAUGGCCCUAUGUCUGGAAAGACUCCUCAGCGAAGCUCAGUUUCCACAGCGCCAGCCUGAAAACUAUGAUCAACUGACAGUCUUGGUUGAGCCCAGUACAGAAGGUGAUUAUCACACUUCCCCCUGGUAGGAAAACAACUGCAUUUGUACAAAAGCCUAAUUAAGCUUUACUUUCUAUAAUCCCCAACUUUCCAGAGCUCUGGUUAGAAAUCAGCAAUGAAACCUUCAGCCUUAAAAGAUCAUUUCAGGGGGGUGGCAGGGGGAAAAUUGGAUGAAGGUGGCCAAAAGGCACAACAUCCUGGGGGGAGGGGCAAAAUAGGGGUAGGGGAUUAAGAGGUACAAACUAUUAUGUAAAAAUAAAUAAUCUACAAGGAUAUAUUGUACAAACAGGGAAUAUAACCAAUAUUUUAUAACUAUAAAUGGAUAUAACUUUCUGGGUUUUUUUGGCUAUAUCUCACAGCUUGCGGGAUCUUAGUUCUCUGACCAGGAUUGAAGCGGGGCCCCCGGCAGUGGAAGGAUGGAGUCCUAACUACUGGACUGCCAGGGAAGUCCCUAAAUGCAGUAUAACAUUAAAAAAUUGUGAAUCAAUAUGUUGUAUACCUGUAACAUAUAAUAUUGUACAUCAACUACAUCUCAAUGAAAAUUUUUAAAAAGGCACAAACUUCCAGUUUUAAGCAGAAACUAGGGAUGUAAUGUACAACAUGAUGACCACGGUUAACACUGCUAUGUGUUAUAUAGGAAAGUUGUUAAGAGAGUAAAUCCAAAGAGUUAUCAUCACAAGGAGACAUAUGUAUAUAGAUAUUUGUAUCUGUAUGAGAUCAUGGAUAUAAACUAAACUUACCGUGGUAAGCAUUUUAUGAUAUACAGAGGUCAAAUAAUUAUGCUGUACAUCUUAAACGGUGAUGUAUAUCAAUUAUAUCUCAAUUAAAGCUGAAAAAAAGAUAAUUUCUAGUUUCAGUUUGAUAGAAGGACCCAAAGGUUUCAACCAGAAAAACAAUACCAUCUUUACUGAAGGAUUUUUUCUUUUUUUUGGCAGCGCCACGGGGCUUGUGGGAUCUUCUUAGUUCCUCGACCAGGGAUCGAACCCGCACCCCCUGCAUUGGAAGCGUGGAGUCUUAACCACUAGACUGCCAGGGAAGUCCCUGAAGGAUUUUAACUAAUAUCUAUUUCUAAGCCUGGAAGACUUCAACUUCAGAUUAUACUAAAGGAAAAAAAGAGUAGUAACACUAUUCCUUAAUAAGGAAGAAAACAACUGACAACAAGAAGGCUCCAAAGGAAAAACAUACUAAAGUAUUUAGGAGGGGGACUUCCCUGGUGGCAAGGUGGUUAAGAAUCCGCCUGCCCAUGCAGGGGACAUGGGUUAGAUCCCUGGUCCUGGGAAGAUCCCACAUGCCGUGGAGCAGCUAAGCCCGUGUGCCACAACUACUGAGCCUGCGCUCUAGAGCAUGCGAGCCACAACUACUGAGCCCACGUGCCACAACUACUGAAGCCUGGGCGCCUAGAGCCCAUGCUCCACAACAAGAGAUGCCACCACAAUGAGAAGCCCCACUUGCCACAACUACAGAAAAUUCGUGCGCAGCAACAAAGACCCAAUGCGGCCAAAAAAUAAAGAAAAAGAAAAAAAAAGAAAAUGGUUUGUUUAAAAAAAAAAGUAUUUAGGAGGAAAAGGGCAUUAUGUCAGCAACUUACUUUCAAAUGGUUUCAAAAAAGAUAAUAGGUAUAUAGAGACUGAUGAAGAAAAUGAAGUGAAAUGUUAACAUUUGGGGAAUUCAGUGAAGGUACGCAAAUUCUCUGUACUAUUUUAUAACAUUUCUUUAAGUCUGAAAUUGUUUCAAAGUUUAAAAUUUAGAAAAUUUUCCAAAAUAAAUCCAAUACAAUUUGUUUUCCCUACAUACGAGUCGCCCACAUACAAUCUCAGACCCAGCUGGAGAGUAAAGGCACCAAGUGAGGGUGUAAUCUGCACAGUACAUAAAGAUCAAAAGUCUGAUUCUCUAACAUGUUUUCCUUUUAAAAAAUUAUAACAGUAACUGUCCCUUAUUGUCUUCAGUUCCACCUUAUUUAAAAUCAGGCUGUAAGCUCAGAGGCAGAAGUUAUGCUUUUCACAGCCAGGGCUCCCUGCCCCGCAUCAACGCCUGUCCCUUUGCUACGUCUUAAGGAGGCCUAGUUCGUGUGAGUGGAAUUACCUUCAAAGAAUAAUUAUGUUCAGAAAAGGAAGCGCAGAUGGCAAAUAGAUUUAUGAAAAGAUGCUCAACCUCACGAGAAAUCAGGGAAAGGCAAAAAUCAACAGGAGACCACUCAGCUGAUAGCAGGUACCAAGGGUUUUGAGGGGACAGGAGACACAAGCUAUGAAACGCUGUCAGAGGUGUGCAAACUGGGACACCUAUGGGGGAGAGCAAGGUACACUCUCUAGUGAAGAUGCACCCAGCCUACACACCCAAAAUUCUGCUUUGAAGAACACAUCUUGAUCUCCUAAAGAAAUCCCUUCACAUGUGCUCAAGAGGACAAGUAGAAAAUGCUAACUGCAGCACUGACAGGAAUAGCAAGGUGGACAUGACUUAGGGGUCCACUGACAAAGGAAUGGAAAAUAUACCGUAUUCAUACAUUCAAUAAAUACAGAGCUGAUAAAAUGAGUGAACCCCGUCUACAUGUACCACACUGUGUUAAAUGACACAGUCAUUAUAUAAAUAUAUAACAUAUAAGUAAAUAUAUUAUUUAUAUAAAUCUUUAAAAUAUAUAAAACAAGUCUACAUGCUGCUUAAGGACACAGAGCAUGUGAUGAGAGUAUAAAGUCAGGGACAGGAAAGGUACAGACCAACAUCUGGAUAGUGUUUACCUCUGGAUUCAUGUGGAUUAGUUGUAUUAAUAUUAUCUUCUGUACUAUUUUGAAUGUUUAAACUACUUCAUAAUUUAAGAGUCAUAAUGCUUACUGCUGUAGACACUGUUCAAGAUGGUACAACUUGCUCUUUGGAUAGCAAUUUGGCAACAUCCACGUGAUGGCUGUACUUAGGCUACAUCCAAAACUUCUACCUUUAGUACCGAACUGUACAGAUGUGGUCGCACAAGUGUGUGGAGAAGUAUGUGUGCAGAUAUCCCACACAGCACUGUGCAUGAUGGCAAAUACAACUUGAUUCUAUCUGCAGACCACUGUUAGAGAAACUGAUUCAUCCCUACAAGGGAGUGCUAUGCUGCCAUACAAGAGAGGAGAGCUUUAUAUCUACUGAUAUAGAAUAAUCCAGGAUAGACAAGUUUAAAAAAAUACAAACAGGAUUUCCCUGGUGGCGCUGUGGUUAAGAAUCCACCUGCCGAUGCAGGGGACGCAGGUUCGCUCCCUGGUCAGGGAACUAAGAUCCCACACGCCACGGGGCAACUAAGCUCACAUGCCGCAACUACUGAGCCUGUGAGCCACACACUGAGCCCGUGCACCGCAAUUAGAGAGCCCUCACACCACAACUACUGAGACCGUGCGCUCUGGAGCCCAUGCGCAACUAUAGAGAGAAGCCCACGUGCCGCAACUAAGACCCAACACAGCCAUAAAUAAAUAAAUAAAUAAGACAAUUCAUAAAAGAAAUACAAAUGGUCAAUAAAUAUGUUUUAAAAUGUUCAAUCUCACUAAUAAGUACAAACCAAAACGAGAUGCCACUUUUCUCCUACCAAACUGGCAAAACUUUACGAUGGUAACAUCUAGGGCUGGUGAGGAUGUGAGAAAAUGGGCAUCGUCAUGUAUUACUGGUGGGAAGAACAAGAGAGACAUCCUUUUUAAUGGGAAUUUGUUAGAACUUACUAAAUAUUUCCCCCGUUGAACUUUUUAAACAACUUUAUUAAGAUAUAAUUCUUGGGCUUCCCUGGUGGCGCAGUGGUUGAGAGUCCGCCUGCCGAUGCAGGGGACACGGGUUUGUGCCCCGGUCUGGGAAGAUCUCACAUGCCGCGGAGCGGCUAGGCCUAUGAGCCAUGGCCGCUGAGCCUGCGCGUCCGGAGCCUGUGCUCCGCAACGGGAGAGGCCACAACAGUGAGAGGCCCGCGUACCGCAAAAAAAAAAAAAAAUAAUAAUAAUAAUAAUAAUUCUUCUACCAUGCAAUUCAUCCACUUACAGUUUACACUUCAAUGGUGGACAACCACCACCACAAUUUCAGAAUGUUUUCAUCACACUGAAAAAAAAAUCCUGUACCUCCCGCCAGCCCUAGGCAACCACUAAUCUACUGGUCUCCACAGAUAUGCUUAUUCUGAACAUUUCAUACAAAAGGAAUCACACAAUGUUCAGCCUUUGUAUCUGGCUUCUCUCACCUAGCAUAUUUUCAAAGUCCAUCCAGGUUGUAGGUAGCACGGGCAAGUACUUCACGCCUUCUUAUGGCCAAUUAAUAUUCCAUUGUAUGCAUGUAACAAUUUUAUUUAUCCGCUUAUGGACAUUUGGGUUCUUUUCACCGUUUGUGACUAUUACAAACAAUACUUACAUGGACAUUUAUGUACAGGAUUUUGCCUGGACCUGUUUUCAGUUCUCUUGGGUAUAUACCUAGGAGUGGUAUAUAUCCAAGUGCUGGGUCAUUUGGUAACUCUAUGCUUAACUGUUUGAGGAACUACCAGAAUGUUUUCCAAAGAGGCUGCAUCAUUUUUCAUUUACAGCAGUGUAUGAGGGUUCCAAUUUCUCCACGUCAUUACCACCUCUUGUUAUUGUCUUUUUUUAUUAUAUUAUUAUUUUCCUGGUUGUUUUGAUUUGCCAUUUUCCCUGAUGACUAAUGGUGUCAAGCAUUUUUCCAUGUGCUUAUUGGCCAUUUGUGUAUCUUCUUUGGACAUAUAUCUUUUCAGAUCCUUUGCCCAUCUUUUUAUUGUCUUUUAAUUUAACUGCCCUGUUUUUUUUCUUAAAUUAAUUAAUUUAUUUAUUUUUGGCUGCUUUGGGUCUUCGUUGCUGCAUGUGGGCUUUCUCUAGUUGCAAACAGCAGGGGCUACUCUUCGUUGCGGUGCGCGUGCUUCUCACCACAGUGGCUUCUCGUUGCGGAGCACGGGCUCUAGACACGCGGGUUUCAGUAGUUGUGGCACGUGCACUCAGUAGUUGUGGCUCGCGGGCUCUAGAGCGUAGGCUCAGUAGUUGUAGUACAUAGGCUUAGUUGCUCCAUGGCAUGUGGGACCUUCCCAGACCAGGGCUCAAACCGGUGUCCCCUGCAUUGGCAGGCAGAUUCUUAUUAACCACUGCACCAUCAGGGAAGCCCUAACUGCCUUUUUAUUAGGACCUAUUAAGUUCAAAAUGUGAGCACCAGUAAUCCCUCUUGUAGAAGUACAGCAUACAGAAAUAACUGCAUGCGUGCUAAAGCUGUGGGUGCCAAGAUAUUCCCUGGAGCACUGCUUAUAAUUGCAAAAUGUUAGAAACCUAAAUUUCCACUAAUAAGGAACUGACUGAACUAACUAUGGCAUGGAUACUGCAUGGAAUACCAUACAAGGGUAAGAUGUCUAUGGCAUAUUACUUUUUAGAAGCUGCAGAUCAAAUACACAGUAGAAUCCCACUUUGUUCAAAACAAAAAGCCAUGUGUUCGCAGGUGUACCUACAGACAUACUUUCUCAGCAGAGGAAAAUCCUGGGUCUCUUUAACAACCAACUGGGCAUCUUGUGGGGGAACAGGGGGUGGGUGGAAAAGGAAGGAAGAUCUUUGCCUCCUUAUUCUAUACAAAUAUUUUAACUGAUGGGAUGAUGAGUGCUAUUUACUGUUUUAAAAUUUUUUCCAUACUUUUCAAAUAAUAGUAUUUUUAAAAUUAUUACAGGAAUAGGUGUCUAUAGUUGCUCACCACUGUACCCCUAAUGCCUAAGCACCACUCAGCACUUGGCAUCAACAGAUACUCAAUGAAAAUGUGUUGAAUAAAUGGAUGAAGAGCAGUUAUUUCUGUGUAGGAGAAAGUUCUGUUACAGUUUAUUCCUCAGUGAUAUGAUGCCUCACUUGCUGUGACUAAAUUAUAAGCUAAUAAACAGGGUCACUUACAUGAUU
This is a messenger RNA of Physeter macrocephalus (sperm whale), 6819 nucleotides long. RefSeq names its product nudix hydrolase 16 like 1 (gene NUDT16L1). NCBI's taxonomy places the organism in Eukaryota, Metazoa, Chordata, Mammalia, Artiodactyla, Physeteridae. Gene Ontology annotation, molecular function: snoRNA binding. The record is from RefSeq and is a predicted model, not a curated record. The transcript has 6 exons. The coding region runs from base 112 to 747 and encodes 211 amino acids. Gene Ontology annotation, cellular component: nucleus.